Cebus imitator (Panamanian white-faced capuchin) is the source of this 2517-nucleotide messenger RNA. RefSeq names its product ankyrin repeat domain 22 (gene ANKRD22). Bases 369 to 938 code for a protein of 189 amino acids. Gene Ontology annotation, molecular function: protein binding. The record is from RefSeq and is a predicted model, not a curated record. Lineage: Eukaryota; Metazoa; Chordata; Mammalia; Primates; Cebidae. The transcript has 7 exons.
AACGUAAGAGCUUUUCUUCCUCUCUGAACUUUGCUUCCUUCUUUCCUGCAUGUUACCACUGGCAAAGCAAAUAUGACUCAGAAACCGGCUCCUCAGGGUUGUAACAUUAGAUGAUACAGGCUUGGGUCAUUACACAUGACACAAGUGCCUUUGUUUCAUUGCGCUGGGCUCUCUGGAAGGUGUGCUGCUGCCUGAGCUGCUAGAAAAGCACUCACAGGUAUUUUCUAGAAAACCAUUCCUGAAGCUUGCCACCAGCUUGGACUUCUAGGGACCUUCCUCUCAGCCAGGAAGGAUUUUGAUAUUCAAUAGAAAUACCUCUGGAAGAUUCAAGGAGCUGUAGAGGUGAAGUAAGCCCGUGAAGGACCAGCAUGGGAAUCCUAUACUCUGAGCCCAUCUGCCAAGCAGCCUAUCAGAAUGACUUUGGACAAGUGUGGCGGUGGGUGAAGGAAGACAACAGCUACGCCAACGUUCAAGAUGGCUUUAAUGGAGACACUCCCCUGAUCUGUGCUUGCAGGCGAGGCCAUGUGAGAAUUGUUUCCUUCCUUUUAAGAAGAAAUGCUAAUGUCAACCUCAAAAACCAGAAAGAGAGAACCUGCUUGCAUUAUGCUGUGAAGAAAAAAUUUACGUUCAUUGAUUAUCUACUUAUUAUACUCUUAAUGCCUGUUCUGCUCAUUGGCUAUUUCCUCAUGGUAUCAAAGACAAAGCAGAAUGAGGCUCUUGUACGAAUGCUACUUAAUGCUGGCGUUGAAGUUAAUGCUACAGACUGUUACGGCUGUACCGCGUUACAUUAUGCCUGUGAGAUGAAAAACCAGCCCCCUCUGCUCCUGGAAGCCCAUGCAGACCCCACAAUAAAGAAUAAGCAUGGUGAGAGCUCACUGGAUAUUGCACGGAGAUUGAAAUUUUCCCAGAUUGAAUUAAUGCUAAGGAAAGCAUCGUAAUCCUUGUGACCAUGCCGAUGGAGAUAUAGACAAAGUUAAAAACUGGAUUCUACCUUCACUUUAGACUGUUGGUCCAUGGGCCACCUGGCUGCCACCAUUUUAUGGGGAUAAUGAUGAUUCUCUUGGUUAAUGUUUUGGAAGAGCUUUUUAUUUACAGCAUUGUUUUCUCAAUCAAGGUCACCAUGGCCAUAAUCCCUCUAAGUGAAACACUAAAGUUGUUGCUGUCUCUACUUCAGUCAGAAACUGAUGUAACAGCUAGGCACAGUAGUACAUGCCUGUAAUCCCAGCUACUUGGGAGGCUGAGGUGGGAGGAUCACUUGAACUCAGGAGUUUGACAGCAGCCUGGGCAACAGUGAGACCCUGUCUCAAAAAAAAAAAAAAAAAAAAAACCCUCAUGUUGGAAAUGCAGUCUUUCCUGAAGAAGAGUAUCAAAGUUAUCUUCUGAGACAGUGUUCUCUCUUUCUAGUUGCGUCACUCUUAUAAAAAGACUGUCCAGUGUGUCAUGCCCUAGUAGAUAAACUGUUCCUCUCGGCGCCGUCUGAGUACUGAGCCGAAGAAUCAAAGUAUUAAAUAUGUAAAUUUGUAUAGAAUGCUAUGUGUAUGUGUGUGGGCUUAGAGAUUCACAUGUAAAUAUUCCUUUGAUGAAACAACUCCAAUAAAAACAUCAAGUGUCAGUGGUGAGCAUGUUUACACCACAGAAAUUGGCAAAUUGAUGAAUCCAAGCUUUUUGUUUGUUUGUUUGUUUCCAGAAAGUUGGUUUACCAGCAUACCACUAGAGAUUUUCGUUUACAAAUAAAAGCCAUCUUGGUUUGAGCAAGACUAUGCAGCUAUGAAAAUGUUUGUUUAAAAAAAUCUUCAUGAUCUUUUUGUAUAUACAAGGUAAUUACCAAGCUUGUUAGCUUUGUUUAUUUUGUUGAUAAAUGUAAAAUAUUAUUGUAACUUAUUUGGGUAAAGUUCUUCACAAGGAACAGCUAUAUAAUGAGGUAGGAUCUGGAUUAUUUGUCUAAGUGAGAGAUUGUGAAUAUCAAAAUAUCUGUCUCACUUCCUCUGUGAAAUAGGCAGAGUAAAAAUAAAUUCAUUUUAAAAAUAUGAUUGAAUUUUGCAAAUCAAGAAUGAAUCUCAUGUAGCUUCAGACAGAGACUAAGCCAGCCACACUGUAUGUGGUAACAAGUACAGCCUAAGAAUGAAAGAUUUGCCAUCCUUGAAAGGUCUCAUGAAAAUCAAAUCCAGCAAUAUAUAUUGAGCUGUGUACAGGCCUUUAAGAAACCUAUUUUAUGAAGGAAGUAGAAGUGUGUAGAUCUAGAUUCUGAAGCCUUUAAAUGUAUCUUAAUAAAUUAAGAUUCACUGGCACUGAGCUGAGCUACCAAGUGAUCCUGAGGGACAGAAAAACCACACAAGUGAACUUCACGCACCAGUAUACUUUCAACAAUAUGCUUUUGACACACACUAAUUUUGGAUUUGGUUUCAGAGAUUUUUGCCAAUGUAAUUUGUAAUACCAAUGUAAUUUACAAUGGUCAUCUUUGAAAUUGUGUAAAAGUGGAAUAAUUUUCUGAAGAAAUAAUUCAUGGUUUGUGAAUGA